Molecule: messenger RNA, 1038 nt
Organism: Adineta steineri
Lineage: Eukaryota; Metazoa; Rotifera; Eurotatoria; Adinetida; Adinetidae
Source: the annotation of a GenBank genome assembly
AUGACAGCACCUCCUCAACAACAAUUAACACCUGGUGAUCAUCAUUAUUUUGAAUGGUCAACAUCAAAACAACAAACAAAUCUUCUUCAUCCAUUAAUGACACAUACAAAUCGAAAACAGUAUUAUCAACAUUAUGAAGACAAACAUAAUUUAGAAGAUAAUCAAUUAAAAUCAAAUAAAACAACGGGCACAUCUCCAUCAAGUUUAUCUCCUCCAUUGAAUCAGAUAAGUGGUCAUAUAAGAAAAAAACAAAAAGUCAAUGGAACAGGAUCAUCAUCAUCAUCACUGAAUACAACCGAUGAACCAAAUCAAUCACAACAAACAUGUUAUCCAUUUCAAGCUGAAUUAACACAGAAAAUCGACAUUGAAUGUGGUGGUGGUAGUAGUGGUAAUACGGGUACUGGUCAAACAGCCCAUACACACCCUACACAUCAUUUUACAUUAAGUACAGUUAUAAAUGUUAGUGUAAAUGGUCAAACACAAAAAUCGCUUGAUAUUCUUCCUUCGUCAUCUCAACAACAACAACAACAAUAUCCAAUAAAAACCACUGAUCAACAAGAUUUACAUAUUCAUUCAUCCUUAAUUCCUUAUUCAGAAUUAAAUUUAUCAUUAUAUUUAAAAGAUAUUGAUCUAACAACAUUUGAUAUGUUUAUAUUACCAUCAUGUCCAAAUCCUCAAGAUUAUUUAACAGUAGAUGGUUUAUUAACAUUUUUAAUGUCAGAUAAAAAUUUAUCAAAUGAAUUCAAUAAAUAUAAUCAAUUAAGGCCAACAUCUCAACAAUAUCCUAUACAACAAAUGUAUAAUUAUCCUCGAAUACAACAACAACAACAGUAUCGACACCCAUAUCCACAAUACCAAAUGUCUCAAUCAUAUAAUUAUCCACAACAGAAUUUAAAUUCGUCAAUGAUAAUGACUGAUUUAUGUACAUCAUCAACAACAAUUGAAACAGGAACUUCAUCAUAUUAUCGACAGUCAUCUUUACCACAACAAAUGACAAGAUAUUAUCCAACGAUAGCACCUACAACUUCAUUUAGAUAA